This is a messenger RNA of Solanum pennellii, 801 nucleotides long. Its product is annotated as nuclear transcription factor Y subunit C-1-like. Gene Ontology annotation, biological process: regulation of DNA-templated transcription. Gene Ontology annotation, cellular component: nucleus. The record is from RefSeq and is a predicted model, not a curated record. NCBI's taxonomy places the organism in Eukaryota, Viridiplantae, Streptophyta, Magnoliopsida, Solanales, Solanaceae. Gene Ontology annotation, molecular function: DNA-binding transcription activator activity, RNA polymerase II-specific; protein heterodimerization activity. The coding region runs from base 1 to 801 and encodes 266 amino acids. The transcript has a single exon.
AUGGCAAGUCACUCUGACCCGGUGGCAGCGAAUGCAGAGGUGGCGGCGGCGGUGAAUGCAGAGGAGGAGGUGGCGGCGGUGAAUGCAGAGGCGGUGGCGGUGGCGGAGGCGACUGCUCAGCCGAUUGUGAACGCGAACGAUUAUCUCCUCCAGCAGCAGUUGCGGUUGUUUUGGGCAGCUCAGCUUCAAGAGAUCAUACAGAUUAGAGAUUUCAGGGGCCACAGUCUUCCCAUUUCUCGAAUCAAGAAAAUCAUGAAAUCGGACAAGGAAGUCCGUAUGAUUUCUGCUGAAUCGCCUAUUCUGCUUGCUAAGGCAUGUGAGCUCUUUAUUCAGGAGCUCACCCAUCGUUCCUGGCUUAAGGCCCAAGAAUGCCAGCGUCGGACUCUGAAAAAGAUCGACUUCUUUACGAUGCUUAAGGAGACUGAACUCUUUGAUUUCCUUGUGGACGCCAUUUCUAUGGAUGAGCCAGAGGAAGAAGCUCCUACUUACGUGCCUGGCAUGUUGGGUAACAUACCAAAUCGUAUCCCGUACUAUUACUCACCAAUGGGACCUCCGCCUCCACCAAUGGCACCUCUUGCUCCAUCAGUGAGACCUCCUGCUCCAUCAAUGGGGCCACCUACUCCAUCAAUGCCUACUCCACCCAGGGGGAUCAUGGGAAGGCGUGCUAUGCCUUGGGUUGCACCCUCAAUGCACGUCCCGCCUCCGUUGUACCCGCGGAAGUUCGGUUGGUAUGCUGCUGGCGGUAAUCCAUAUGCUACUGGAGGGAGCAGUGGACAGGGUAGCGGUAAUCCUAGAAGGUAA